Molecule: messenger RNA, 2314 nt
Organism: Thalassophryne amazonica
Lineage: Eukaryota; Metazoa; Chordata; Actinopteri; Batrachoidiformes; Batrachoididae
Product: zinc finger protein Aiolos-like
Biological process (GO): regulation of transcription by RNA polymerase II
Molecular function (GO): RNA polymerase II cis-regulatory region sequence-specific DNA binding; DNA-binding transcription factor activity
Source: RefSeq, a predicted model, not a curated record
AAUUAUGUGCUCUGAUGGUGAAAAUGGUAAAUAACAAACUAACUCAUUGGUGCUUCUGCAUGUUUGACUGAGCAUUUGUGCAUUUCUCUUUGUCACGCCACCUUGAUAAAAAUGAGUUCCUGUUCCUUUAAGGGAUGUCUCCAAAAGUGACUUCAGCGGUGUCUCUUAUAUUCCAUAGUCAGAGAAAGUCCAGAGGCAGAGUGUGGAAUCUUCUCCAGGUGCUCAACAAUCAGCAGAUACUGUGAUUCCAUCCAGCAGAAGAUUUUGUCAUCAUGAACACAGACAAGCAUCCAGAAAUCGACUCUCCUGAAGCAAAUGGGAUGGACAUGUGCAACAGCGUGACAGAUGUGAAGCCACGGAAGGAAGAGCAGAAAGAAGAUAAGUCAUUCUUUGAAAAUGGAAUGGAUUGUACUAAAGAUAUGAGACCUAUAAAGACUGAGACAGAAGAGAUGGAAGAUAAUGAGCCGCUCCCAACUGUAACAAAGAAAACACCGAACUUGCUGAAAGAGGAAGAAGGUGCCAGCGAUGAUGGGAUGGAGGAAGUGUUAGAUGGGGAGAGGACAGAAGAGGAGGAUGAUGAUGAGAAGGACAUUGAAGGGGAUGAAGAAGGAGACUCCCUCAAUGAGCCUCAGGACCUGUCCAUGGUGGACUACACGCAUUACGAGAGCACGGUCCCAUCGGACGCUGAUGCAGCAGCAGGGAGCUACGUGGCUGAAACCAUGGCCCCCCGACUUCAGGCAGCAGGCAAACUUAACUGUGACAUCUGUGGCCUGUCCUGCGUCAGCAUCAACGUACUGCUGGUGCACAAGCGUAGCCACACGGGUGAGCGUCCAUUCCACUGUGCUCAGUGCGGGGCGUCCUUCACUCAGAAGGGAAACCUGCUUCGCCACAUCAAACUGCAUUCUGGGGAGAAACCUUUCAAAUGCCCCAUGUGCAGCUACGCCUGCCGUCGGCGUGAUGCUCUAAGUGGGCACCUGCGCACCCAUUCUGUAGAGAAGCCCUUCAAGUGCAACCACUGCAGUCGCAGCUACAAGCAGCGCAGCUCCCUCGAAGAGCACAGAGAGCGGUGCCAUGUGUACAUUCAGAGCAAAGGUCCCACUGAGCGAGAGGACGGUCACACAUCCAGGAGUCAAAUGGGCACCGAGCGUGCACUGCUUCUCGACAGGCUCGCCAGUAAUGUAGCCAAACGCAAGAGUUCAAUGCCACAAAAGUUUACGGGCGACAACGGUGUCUGUUUGGACUUGAGCUUUAAUCGGGAGCUGGUUCACCGGACUGAUGUGAAGGAUCCGCCGGGCUCCCCUGGGUGUGACACCCACCACCUGCAACAACCCACUCUCACAAGCCCAGACAGCGACCCCCCCCCCUCCCACAGGUCCUACCCGGUGUCAUUAACUCGUAACGACAUCAGCCCUGUGGCCCUCACCAACGGCCAUAAGAUAGCCAUGCCGCUCCUCGGGCUCCCUCACACCAGCCAGCCUCACCUCAACAUGGACUCAUUCCACACCGACACUCCCCACAUAUCCCAGCCUGUCAUGUACAGCUUAGGGCACCUCCUGGGGGGUCUUAACCACCAGAACAGCGUCUCUCAUGCACAAACUCAGGCAAUCCCCUUGUCGCCGCUGGAGGCUUUACGGGUGGCCAGUGUUGACGGGGAGGCGGGAGGCGUGUACCCCUGCAGCCACUGCAGGGUGAUCUUUCUGGACUAUGUCAUGUUCACCAUCCACAUGGGAUGCCAUGGGUUCCGCGAUCCACUCGAAUGCAACGUGUGUGGUCACCGCAGUCGGGACCGCUACGAGUUCUCAUCCCACAUAGUGCGCAGCGAGCACCGAGUGGAACUGAAGUAGAUGUCAAUCGCACAGACAUUCUCAUGAUGACACAUGCUUACACAAACACACGCGCCCAGACGACGCUGUGUGACCCAGACAUUUGCUCAUAUAUGUAGCCCGUAGUAUCAGAAAUGAAAGCAUGAAGCGGCAGUUAUUUGUCUAUCUCUUUGUCUUUACGUGCGUGUGUGUAUUAGAGUGAGAGAGACGUUAUAGGAGUGUGGUGUUGAUAUGAGUGUUCUUAGUCACAAUGUACUCAUCUGAAAAGAUGACCUGUAAAGUCUACAUGCGGGAGUAAUUCUACUUCUUUUUCAUAUGUUGGAGUUGGACUUCAUUAUCAGUGCUGUAUCUGCUGCUUGUGUCUUAUAAAACUGUAUUCACGUGUUCAAAAUGAAGGUGGAAUUAAUGCAAUGAUCUACUGCUGGAAUAUUGUGUUACGUUGCAAAAAAAAUAAAAGUGAUUUAUUUUUUUUUUAUCACACAAAGACUGAA